UUUUCGUAUUCGCAGAGGAGCACUGGGACCGGCACCAGGAAGAUUUCACUGAAAACAAAUGAGGCAGUGGACCCCCAGUGUUAGAUAUUUGGAACCGAAGGAAACUGUCGAAGGAAAACGUUGUGCUUUCUCUUCUGUCUAUGUUGUUCUGCUUUUGUUUAGCCACUAGAGGCUUUUGGUCUGACUUCAAGAUAAGUGCCGGCUUUUUACAACUCACUCCAGUGUUGUAAAAUAUAACAGUCCUAUGUAUAAUAUACUAGCAAAAUAUUUAAGUCUCUCCUCAUUGUUCUACAUUGCCAAACAUAUACAGUAGAAUACAUUGUUCUGUGUCUUAAAAGCUAUUUGUAAUCAUUUUUGUCACACUACUUGCAUUUUGUUUUGAUCUGUGCAGAACUUGCCCCUAAAAGUUAUUAAGUUACACAUGUCUGUUGGUUUCUACACAACAGCUGUGAAACGUAAAGAUCCUCUUUAGAAGCUUAUAAAAAUAAUUGCAUUGCCAGAAACAACCAAUGCAAUCAACACAACACAACAGGAAACUAGAUGACAAAUAAUACAAAAUUAAAUAUCUUACAAAAGUGAAAUAUUAACAAAGCUAUAUAUUGUAUCCAAGCAAUGGAAAAUAAGUUUAAAACUUGAAAAAAAAUACUAUUGUUUUGAAUAAUUGUUAAUAUUAAUAUUGAAUAAAAUGUUAAUAUUAAGAUAAGGAAUUAGUAUAAUAAAUGCGGGAAUAAUUUGACUACAAAAGUCGAAAACUAUUUUUUUUGAAGAAUUUUGUAAAGAAAUAAUACCUAGGCUGUAUAAACAAAGCAGGGUUGCUGUUAGUCCUCCACAGUAGAGGGCAGAAGUUCAAUUCCUCAUAACAUGAGCAAAAGAAUGCGUCACUUCCGGUGACCCACAUUGCAGCCAAUGAGCUCAGUGCAGCUGUACAGGCGGUAGAGAGGCAGUUUAAAUGCUCUUUGCGCCAGUCUGUACUUACAGUAAGCUUUGCAAAGGUGAACAUUGGUAAUAAUAUCUGAAGGAAAAGAUGUCAAGUGAAAGGCCACUUAGAGAGCUCCCGUGUCUAAAUGAGAAUUUGGAGGGAUCGGUCUUCAGGCCUUUGAGAAGCAAAUGGAAACGCAGGCCCUCAUGCGGCGGGGGGCUUGACACCGAAAACACCCCGCACGAGCUCAUCCAGCAGUGGUCACCCCCCCACAAAAAGCCCGUGAUUUCUGUAAAAGGGAAAGAAAACGAAGAAAAUGUGUUUGUUCUUGGCAGACGUCCCAGAAAAAGGAGAGAAUCAUCAGCUGGCUUGUGUUGGGACAGUCUACCAGACGAGCUUCUGCUGGGGAUCCUGUCUCGCCUCUCAUUGCAAGAACUUCUUAGAACAUCUCGGGUCUGCAAGCGCUGGCAUCGUCUUGCGUUUGAUGAAUCUUUGUGGCAAAGUGUGGAUUUGGUGGGAAAAGCUCAGUUAGACGGUGAGCUUGGACAGGUACUUUCAGCUGGAGUUUUGAGGCUGCGCUGUCCACACACUUGCAUCGGCCAACCCGCUUUUAGAAGUACAAAACAACUUCGUGUCCAACAUAUGGAUUUGUCAAGCUGCACGGUAGAAACCUCUGUUCUGGAACAAAUUGUGUCUCGCUGCAGACAUCUACAUAAUAUUAGUCUUGAGGGCCUGGUGCUCUCUGACAACAUUAUUUGCUAUCUAGGUCAGAAUACUGAGCUUGUCCGGCUGAACUUGUGUGGCUGUUCUGGUUUCUCUCCUGAAUCUCUGGCUGAAAUGCUGAAAUCAUGCAAUCGACUUGAAGAAGUAAAUGUAUCAUGGUGUGACUUCAGCAGUGUGCAUGUUCAGGCCAUUUCAAGCAAUAUUCUCUCCAGUGUCACUCAACUGAACAUUAGUGGUUACAGACAGAACCUAACCAUAGAAGAUGUCAAGGCUAUAGUAGAAAGAUGUCCUAACCUCACAAAUCUAGAUUUGAGUGACAGCGUCCUUUUGACAAUAGACAGUUUCCCAGUUCUGCAGCAGCUUUCCUCCCUUAGACAUCUGGGACUGAGCCGUUGUUAUCAGAUUUACCCAGCUUCUCUCAUUGACGUUGGAAAGUUUCCAAAUUUGCAGACCCUGGAGGUCUUCGGGCUAAUACAGGACAGCUAUCUCCCCUUUCUGUGUAAAGGUCUUUCACACAUACAGAUGAACACACAACCUUUCUCUACUGUGGCACGUCCUACUGCAGCUACAAGGAAGGAUCGCACUCUUUGGGGAAUGCACUGCCGGCUUCAGUACAAACAUUGAUGUUUUUA
This is a messenger RNA of Triplophysa rosa, 2274 nucleotides long. RefSeq names its product S-phase kinase-associated protein 2, E3 ubiquitin protein ligase (gene skp2). Gene Ontology annotation, molecular function: protein binding. The record is from RefSeq and is a predicted model, not a curated record. Lineage: Eukaryota; Metazoa; Chordata; Actinopteri; Cypriniformes; Nemacheilidae. Gene Ontology annotation, cellular component: SCF ubiquitin ligase complex. Bases 1025 to 2266 code for a protein of 413 amino acids. The transcript has 10 exons. Gene Ontology annotation, biological process: SCF-dependent proteasomal ubiquitin-dependent protein catabolic process.